CGGCAGCAUGGCUCACGCCGCGGCUUCCAUCAAAAAAGUUCGCGAGGCCGACCUGGACGAGAAGGAGAAAAACCUGGAGAGGGAGCGGAAAAAGCAACGGAAAAUCCCCAGGGAGCGCUUGGAACGGAAAAGAAAGUCUGACAGCAAUGCCAGCUUCCUCCGUGCUGCUCGAGCAGGCAACCUGGACAAAGUGGUGGAAUAUCUGAAAGGGGGCAUAGACAUCAACACCUGCAACCAGAAUGGCCUCAAUGCUCUCCACCUGGCAGCCAAAGAGGGUCAUGUGGGGCUGGUACAGGAGCUGCUGGGAAGAGGGUCUGCAGUGGAUUCUGCCACCAAGAAAGGAAAUACUGCCCUUCAUAUUGCAUCUUUGGCAGGACAAGCUGAAGUUGUCAAAGUUCUUGUUAAGGAAGGAGCCAACAUUAAUGCCCAGUCUCAGAAUGGCUUCACUCCUUUAUACAUGGCUGCCCAAGAGAACCACAUCGAUGUUGUCAAAUAUUUGUUGGAAAAUGGAGCAAAUCAGAGCACUGCCACUGAGGAUGGCUUCACACCACUUGCUGUGGCCCUCCAGCAAGGACACAAUCAAGCAGUGGCCAUCCUGUUGGAAAAUGACACCAAGGGGAAAGUGAGGCUGCCAGCCCUCCACAUUGCUGCCCGGAAAGACGACACCAAAUCAGCCGCGCUACUGCUCCAGAAUGACCACAAUGCAGAUGUUCAGUCCAAGAUGAUGGUGAAUAGGACAACCGAGAGUGGUUUCACCCCUUUGCAUAUAGCUGCCCACUAUGGAAACGUCAACGUGGCAACUCUUCUGCUAAACCGGGGUGCUGCGGUGGACUUCACUGCCAGGAAUGGAAUCACUCCUCUGCAUGUGGCUUCCAAAAGGGGGAACACAAACAUGGUGAAGCUCUUGCUGGAUCGUGGUGGUCAGAUCGAUGCCAAAACUAGGGAUGGGUUGACACCCCUUCAUUGUGCUGCGCGAAGUGGCCAUGACCAGGUGGUAGAACUGCUGCUGGAGCGUGGGGCCCCCUUGCUUGCAAGGACAAAGAACGGGCUGUCUCCGCUACACAUGGCCGCACAGGGGGACCACGUGGAGUGUGUGAAGCAUCUGCUACAGCACAAGGCGCCGGUGGACGACGUCACCCUGGAUUACCUGACGGCCCUGCACGUGGCUGCGCACUGUGGCCACUACCGCGUUACCAAACUGCUCCUGGACAAGAAAGCUAAUCCCAACGCCAGAGCCCUGAAUGGUUUUACUCCACUGCACAUUGCCUGCAAGAAAAACCGCAUCAAAGUGAUGGAACUGCUGGUGAAAUAUGGGGCUUCAAUCCAAGCUAUCACCGAGUCUGGCCUCACACCUAUACACGUGGCUGCCUUCAUGGGCCACUUGAACAUUGUCCUCCUUCUGCUGCAGAACGGAGCGUCUCCAGAUGUCACUAACAUUCGUGGAGAGACUGCUCUACACAUGGCCGCUCGUGCUGGGCAAGUGGAAGUAGUCCGAUGCCUCUUGAGAAAUGGUGCCCUUGUUGAUGCCAGAGCCAGGGAGGAACAGACACCUCUGCACAUCGCCUCGCGCCUGGGCAAGACCGAAAUAGUGCAGCUGCUUCUCCAGCAUAUGGCACACCCAGACGCAGCCACGACCAAUGGCUACACACCCCUGCACAUCUCUGCCCGAGAGGGCCAGGUGGACGUGGCCUCGGUUCUUCUGGAAGCAGGAGCCGCUCACUCCUUAGCUACCAAGAAGGGAUUCACACCCUUGCACGUGGCAGCCAAAUACGGAAGCCUGGAUGUGGCCAAACUUCUCUUGCAACGCCGUGCUGCCGCUGACUCUGCAGGAAAGAACGGCCUCACCCCGCUCCAUGUUGCUGCUCACUAUGACAAUCAGAAGGUGGCGAUGCUACUACUGGAGAAGGGCGCUUCCCCCCACGCCACUGCCAAGAAUGGCUACACGCCUCUGCAUAUUGCCGCCAAGAAGAACCAGAUGCAGAUUGCGUCUACACUUCUGAACUAUGGAGCCGAGACCAACAUCGUCACCAAGCAGGGUGUCACCCCACUGCACUUGGCCUCACAGGAGGGCCACACGGAUAUGGUCACCUUGCUGCUGGAUAAAGGAGCCAAUAUCCACAUGGCCACCAAGAGCGGCCUCACCUCCUUACACUUGGCAGCCCAGGAAGAUAAAGUAAACGUCGCUGAUAUCCUCACCAAGCAUGGGGCUGACAAGGAUGCUCACACAAAGCUUGGCUACACUCCUUUAAUUGUGGCCUGUCACUAUGGGAAUGUAAAAAUGGUCAACUUCCUUCUGAAACAGGGAGCCAAUGUCAAUGCCAAAACUAAGAAUGGCUACACCCCUUUGCACCAGGCCGCCCAGCAGGGCCACACACACAUCAUUAACGUCCUUCUGCAGCACGGGGCAAAGCCCAACGCCACCACCGCGAAUGGAAACACCGCCCUGGCCAUCGCCAAGCGCCUGGGCUACAUCUCCGUGGUGGACACGCUGAAGGUGGUGACGGAGGAGGUGACCACCACGACCACGACCAUCACCGAAAAACACAAGCUGAAUGUUCCUGAGACCAUGACAGAGGUGCUUGAUGUUUCUGAUGAGGAAGGAGAUGACACCAUGACAGGCGACGGUGGAGAGUACCUUCGGCCAGAGGACCUUAAAGAGCUAGGGGAUGACUCUCUGCCUAGCAGCCAGUUCCUGGAUGGGAUGAAUUACCUGCGCUAUAGCUUGGAGGGAGGACGCUCAGACAGCCUCCGCUCCUUCGGCUCGGACCGGCCCCACGCACUGAGCCAUGCCUCCUGCCUGCGGGACAGCAACCUGAUCGACGACGGCGUGGCCCCCAGCCACCAGGUGUCCAAUCUGGCCAAGGAAGCAGAAAGGAAUUCUUAUCGCCUGAGCUGGGGCACCGAAAACCUGGACAAUGUGGCUCUUUCUUCCAGCCCCAUUCACUCAGGCCGCGCCUCUCCGUGUCUAGACCGCGACCACAGCAGCUUCCUGGUUAGUUUUAUGGUGGAUGCUCGGGGUGGCGCCAUGCGGGGAUGCAGACACAACGGGCUCCGGAUCAUCAUCCCCCCUCGGAAGUGCACUGCCCCCACACGUGUCACCUGCCGGCUGGUCAAGCGGCACCGACUGGCAACCAUGCCCCCCAUGGUGGAAGGAGAAGGCCUGGCUAGUCGUCUGAUUGAAGUUGGACCUUCUGGGGCCCAGUUCCUUGGUAAACUCCACCUGCCAACGGCUCCCCCCCCACUUAAUGAGGGAGAAAGUUUGGUCAGCCGCAUCCUUCAGCUGGGGCCUCCUGGAACCAAAUUCCUUGGGCCCGUGAUUGUGGAGAUACCACACUUUGCUGCUCUUCGAGGGAAGGAGCGGGAGCUGGUGGUCCUUCGCAGUGAGAAUGGGGACAAUUGGAAGGAACAUUUCUGUGAAUACACGGAAGAGGAGCUGAACGAAAUCCUGAAUGGCAUGGAUGAAGUCCUGGACAGCCCUGAAGACCUGGAGAAGAAGCGGAUCUGCCGCAUCAUCACCCGUGACUUCCCGCAGUACUUUGCUGUGGUAUCACGGAUUAAGCAGGACAGCAACCUGAUAGGGCCUGAGGGAGGUGUGCUGAGCAGCACCGUGGUACCUCAGGUGCAGGCUGUCUUCCCAGAGGGAGCCCUGACCAAGCGGAUUCGUGUGGGCCUCCAGGCUCAACCUAUGCACACUGAACUGGUGAAGAAGAUCCUUGGCAACAAAGCUACCUUCAGCCCUAUUGUCACUUUGGAACCCAGAAGGAGAAAAUUUCACAAGCCAAUCACCAUGACCAUUCCUGUACCCAAAGCUUCCAGCGAUGUUAUGUUGAAUGGCUUUGGAGGAGAUGCGCCAACCUUAAGAUUACUAUGCAGCAUAACAGGUGGAACCACUUCCUGCCCACAUGGGAAGAUAUUACAGCAACUAAGACAUGUGACGUUCGUCAAUGAAUGUGUUUUCUUCACCAAUCAAUGUAUCGUGCCAGAGGAGUCCAUGGGCUCUGUUGGGGAUCAUAAUGUCAGUUGCCAUUUGUCUUCUCUGCGAUUCUGGCUGAUAGAUUGUCGACAAAUCCAGGAGUCUGUGACUAGCAUCCCAAGUGUAAGAGAAAUCAUCUGUGUACCUUACAUGGCCAAAUUUGUCGUGUUUGCCAAAUCACAUGAUCCCAUUGAGGCCAGACUGAGAUGUUUCUGCAUGACAGAUGACAAAGUGGAUAAGACCCUGGAACAACAAGAGAACUUUGCCGAGGUGGUGUUAGAAGGAAAACCUAUCUAUGUUGACUGCUUUGGCAACCUGGUACCAUUAAUCAAGAGUGGGCAACAUCAUAUAUUCAGUUUUUUUGCCUUCAAAGAAAACAGACUUCCUCUCUUCGUGAAGGUGCGUGACUCCACUCAGGAACCUUGUGGCCGCCUGUCCUUUAUGAAGGAGCCGAAGUCUACAAGAGGUCUGGUGCAUCAAGCCAUCUGCAACUUAAAUAUCACACUACCCAUUUACACCAAGGAAUCAGAUUCAGAUCAAGAACAGGAAGAAGAGAUCGAUAUGACAUCAGAAAAAAAUGAUGAGACAGAAUCCACCGAGACAUCUGUCCUGAAAAGCCACCUGGUCAAUGAAGUUCCUGUGCUAGCAAGCCCGGACUUGCUCUCUGAAGUGUCCGAGAUGAAACAAGAUCUGAUCAAGAUGACGGCCAUCUUGACCACAGACGUGGCCGACAGGACCGGCUCCAUCCGAGUGAAGGAGCUGGUGAAGUCCACUGAGGAAGAACCAGGAGAGCCUUUUGAGAUUGUUGAGCGAGUGAAAGAGGACUUGGAGAAAGUGAACAAAAUCUUGAGAAGUGGUACCUGUAUGCAGGAGGCAGACAGUGGGCUGACGCCUCAGUUGGAGAAAGCGCUAGGAGAGGAGUGGGUUUGGGUCAGUAAGGAAGAGAUAGAGGAAGCUAAGCAGAAGGCACCCUUACAAGUCCCCGAACCCCCAUGUGUAGAGGUCAAGCUAGACAAAGGGACCAAAGGACCAAAAGAUAAAGUAGAGAGAGACUCAGCAGGGCUAGUGAACUACUUGACUGAGGACCUAAAUUCUUAUGUGUCCCCUCAUAAGGCUAAGCCACACACAGUUCGAGAGGUGGCCACAGGGGACAAGAAGGGGGUUCCGGCCAUGGUGGGGGCCAAGGGCUCAGAGAAAGAAGGGAAAGGAGCCACCACGGAUCAACCACCAAAGGUGCAGAAGUCGCCUAAACUCAGCCCAGGUAUCAAGAAGCCAGUGAGAAGGAAAUUAAAAGAAAAGCAGAAGGUCAAAGAGGAUGGUGUACCCAUGGGGGCUGACCAGAAGGAGCAGAAGAAAGGCAGCUCAGAAGAGUCGGGUGAGGAGGAACCAGGGCUGGCACCUCCUGAACCCCUUCCCUCUGCCAAGGCCACUUCGCCUCUGGUGGAGGUGACCCCCAUCGGCUCCAUCAAAGACAAAGUCAAGGCACUCCAGAAGCGUGUGGAAGAUGAGCAGAAAGGUCGCAGCAAGUUGCCAAUCAGGGUUAAGGGCAAAGAGGAGCCGGCCAAGAAGCCAGCCUCCCGGGCCUCUGGGAUGACGUCCCCAUCUCUGAAGUCCUCUCCUGCCUCCAAAGCUUCCGUCUCCUCGCUGUCUUCGGCCAAAGGUGAGAGACAUUCUUCAACGCCGUCCAAUAAAGUGGAGAAACACUCCCCAGUGUCUCCUUCAGCCAAACCUGAUAGACAUUCCCCCGUGUCGCCAUCCACCAAAACGGAAAGACAUUCCCCUGUGUCGCCAUCCACCAAAACGGAAAGACAUUCCCCUGUGUCACCAUCCACCAAAACGGAAAGACAUCCCCCUGGGUCGCCAUCUAGCAAAACAGAAAAACACCCCCCAGCAUCACCGUCAGGCAAGCCAGACAAACGCCGGCCCCUGUCGCCCUCCCCCCGGACAGAGAAGCAUCCACCGGUGGCACCCGGGAGAACAGAGAAGCGUUUGCCCGUCUCACCAUCUGCCCGGCCAGAGAAACCGACUCCAGUGUCUGCUGUCCCUGGGAAGAACCAGAAACACCUGCCGGUGUCUCCCUCUGGGAAGGCGGACAAGCACCCACCCGUGUCGCCCACAUCCAAGACGGAGAGGAUUGAGGAGACCAUGUCCGUGCGGGAGCUGAUGCGCGCCUUCCAGUCGGGACAGGACCCAUCCAAGCACAAGACUGGCCUCUUUGAGCACAAAGUGGUCCGACAGAAGCCACCGCAAGAUCGAGGCAAAGGGCGAGGAGAAAAGGACAAAGUGUCCACACCACCGCCUCAGCCCACCCCCCGGGAAGCACCGAAGACAGAAAGUCCGAUCAGCAAACGCAGUCUGAGAUUUGUGGCCAAUGGAGCUGCUGAAACCAAACGCGGGAUCCUGGCUGCCCCUCUGGGGUUGAAGAGAGAGGAGGCAGUAGUGCCUGAGAAGAAGAAGAUCCUCAGCCACCAGGCCCCUGAGCCUGUUCAGGCCGUGGAGGAGGAGAAGCAGAAAGAGAGGGAAGAAGGGCUUCAGGGGAAACAGGGUGAGGAAGAAGUGGCUGACUUGGACCUGCAGAUUAGCCCGGACAGGAAAACAUCCACCGACUUUUCUGAGGUCAUCAAGCAGGAGCUGGAAGAUAAUGACAAGUACCAGCAGUUCCGCCUGCGCCAGGAACCCGAGAAGGCACAACUCCACUUGGACCAGGUCCUCACCAGCCCCUUCGACGGCACAUUUCCGAUGGAGGACAGCAGGGAGGACUUCCUGCCCACGUUGGCCCUGCAGACUCGAGGCCUAGAGGGCAGCUGCGAGAGCCUGAGGCGGGCAGUGGGUGCCGCCUCCCCCUGCGGCAGCCUAAUGGAGGGGACCCCACCGCAGGUGAGCUCCGAGGAGAGCUUUAAGCAUGAGGGUCUGGCUGAGACCCCCGAGACCAGCCCGGAAAGCCUUUCCUUUUCUCCAAAAAGAAGCGAGGCUGACCAGAAUGGGGACACGGAUGGAACCACCCAGUUAGACCCAGCUCUGGAUAUCCAUGCAGAAAAAGAGCCCACCUCCAUCCGGGGGAUCACGCCAGGCUCUGAGCAAGAUGCUGAGGGUCCUGCAGACACAGAACUGCCUCCUGUCCAAGCGCCCAACCUGGACGCCCCUUCCCUGUGUUCCCCACAUGGAAGCCACUGCCUUGACAAUCAUGGCUUAUCCUUAGCAACAGAAACCUCCAUGGAAAAUGAUGGAAAGUCCCGGUUUGAGCAUCCACUCACACCUCCAUGCUCAGUUACCGAGAUCCCAGCUGAUGCCCAAACUCAGGAAUCCUGCAGUCCCGAGGCGUUAUGUGAGACCAACAUCUCCCCAGCACUUCCUGAGGUUCCAGCCACCUCAGACCUGGCCACAGAGUCCAAGCCACCGGGAGCCAUUCGGAGUCCCCAAGGCUUAGAACUUGCACUCCCCAGCCGAGACAGUGAAGUGCUCAGUCCUGGAGCUGAUGAAUCCUUGGCUGUGAGCCACAAAGACUCCCUUGAAGCCAGCCCGGUGCUGGAGGAUAAUUCCUCACACAAAACGCCCGACUCCCUGGAGCCUAGCCCCCUUCGAGAAUCGCCGUGCCGGGACUCACUGGAGAGCAGCCCUGUGGAGCCCAAGUCAAGGAGCAUUCUCCCCAGCCACUUUCCGCUCCCCGCCACCCUUGGCAAAUCCGAGAUCCUCUCUGAAGUGGCCUCAGUGCGCUCGAGACUGCUGCGAGACGCUGAUGGCAGUGCUGAGGAUGACAGCCUGGAGCAAACGUCACUGGUGGAGAGCUCUGGGAAGAGCCCUCUAUCCCCUGAUACCCCCAGCUCUGAGGAAGUCAGCUACGAGGUCACACCCAAGGCCACAGAAUCCAGCACCCCCAAGCCCACCGUGAUACAUGAGUGUGCUGAAGAGGAUGACUCAGAAAGUGGAGAGAAGAAGCGAUUCACACCCGAGGAGGAGAUGUUCAAGAUGGUCACCAAGAUCAAGAUGUUCGACGAGCUGGAACAAGAGGCCAAGCAGAAGAGGGACGGCAGGAAGGAACCCAAAGCUGAUGAUGACGAGGAUGAAAUUUCUUCCACCUGUGACCCAGAUGCUGACUGUUCUGCAGGUACAGAUGAGGCUAGGCCCAUGCAGAGCACAGAGGGUGCCCCUGAGGGCCAGACAGCAGAGGCAGAGGAGGAGACAGAGAGCAGAAAGGCUUCUUCCUCUUCAGAAAGUGAACCUGAACUGACACAGCUGAAAAAGGGUGCUGACUCGGGCCUCUUAUCAGAGCCGGUGAUUCGGGUCCAGCCACCAUCCCCUCUUCCCUCCAGCCUAGACUCCAAUUCCAGCCCUGAAGAAGUGCAGAUCCAGCCCAUCGCCCACAAGCAAUAUACCUUCAAGAUGAAAGAUGAUGAUGAUGAUGCACAGGAAGAAGCAGCUCAGCCAGAAGAGGGACGAGAUGGGAAAUCCAUGAUACCUGAAGACACUCAGCAUGUGGGCCCUGAUGGCCCAGAUGCUCUAAACAGAGAUGCAGAUGCACCCAGUGUCUGCCUGGGCCAUGGAUGUGAGGCUGGAAGUCCUAGCAAUUCUGUUGGGUCCAUUUCUGCAGGUGGCCAGAGUUCCACAGGGAACACUGCCCAAGAACAGUUUCAGAGCCAUUGGCAAUCAUCAUCAACUCCUCAGGACCUGGAGGGAAAAGUUGGAGACGUUUCUAGAAUGAACUCAUUACCAGGAGAUGGUCCCAGGGGAAGCUCUUCCUGUUCCUCGGGGUCUCAUUGCUCAGUGUCUGAAGGAAAGGAAUUAGAUGAACAUACUUCCUUGACAUCUUUGCCUUCAAAACUGGAACUAACAGAAAUGGAUGAAACACUGGCAAGUUCAUCUCAGGACUGCCCUGCACAAGAUUUCCCAAUUCUUGUGCAGACAGAACAGCAACUAUCCUUGGGCACUGCAGAUGUUGGCCUGGAAGAAGCUGAGGAAAGCUCGGAUCCUCAGCUCAUGAGUCCCUAUGAAAAUGUCCCUGCUCAGCAUUUUUUCUCCACUGCUGAAAGCCAAGCUCAGGCAGAUACAAACUAUACCAGCUUUCACUCUUCUUCCCAAGUAUGUUCUGUGACCAUCACCUCUUCCCCAGAAGGCCUUGUGACCACUGGGAGAACUGUUUUGAGUCAAGACUCUCAUCUUGAGGCCCAGAACCUUUUAUCCAAACAAGCAAGCCCCUCAUGGGAGACAGAAGCCAGAUCUGACCAUGCAUCUUCAGCAGCUCUGGGUGAGACUAUGAGCAAAGUCAUCAUCACCAGAACAGACGUGGAUUCUGACUCCUGGAGCGAGAUCCGUGAGGACGACGAAGCCUUUGAGGCUCGUGUGAAAGAGGAAGAGCAGAAGAUAUUUGGGUUGAUGGUAGAUAGACAGUCCCAAGGUACCACCCCCGACACCACCCCUGCCAGGACCCCCACUGAGGAGGGAACCCCAACUAGUGAGCAGAACCCAUUUCUCUUUCAGGAGGGCAAGUUGUUUGAGAUGACCCGUAGUGGUGCUAUUGACAUGACCAAGCGCUCCUAUACUGAUGAAAGCUUCCACUUUUUCCAAAUUGGGGAGCCUCUCUCUGAAGACCCAAAAGAGGGGGCUAUGGAGACAGUGGAAUCCCCACAGUUGGAGGCCUCUGAUGGGGACUCUACACUAUUAGAAUCAAAAGAAAUUGUGGAUGAUGAAGGGGACUUGAUUCCAGAUGAUGUAAGCGAUGGGGGGGAGGAACUAGCAGCAUCCCAGGGCAUUUCUGCCUCCAUGGAAACCAAAGAGGCCAAGGUUGUACCCACUAUGGAAAUGGGGGGUGCACCUCUUCUGAGCGAUGUGCAGACGCCUGACUCCAGCUAUUCAGAAUCAGGAGUACAAUAUGGACACCUAGAUUUUUCCACCAUCACCAGGCCAGUAUAUUUGGAUCGGGAUGAGGAUUCACCUGACACAUCUCCAGAGGAACAGAAAUCAGUGAUUGAAAUCCCUACUGCGCCUUUGGAAAACAGGUCCCACAUACCUCUUAGGACUUUCCCCGGGGCCAGCCCUGCUCUUCACAAGUCCCAGCCUUCCCUUCCAGAUAUGGCUGAGGACAAAAGCAACCACGAAGAGGAAACAAAACCAAAAUCUAAAAUCCCAGUCAAAACCACUGUCCAAAGAAUUGAAGUACAGCAACUGGUACAUCUAGAAGGUUCUCUGCAGCAGACUAUGGUUCCUCAGGGAGCACCCGAAAAGAGAAGUCAAUCAGAAUCUGAGGCCAGGCCUCUGGAUGCCGAGUCCCCACACCCAGUUUACACGUCCAGGGUUCCCAAGACAAAUGAGGAUUGCCCAGAGGGGUCAGAGGAGCCUGAAUUAGAGUCAGAAGAAGGGACCAGCCGACCAAAGACCUUUGCAUCCCGACUGCCGGUGAAGAGCAAAAACACCUCUUCCUCCUGCAGCCAGGAGGCCACCAGCCCCACACACGAGAGUAAGGAGCAUUUCUUUGACCUUUACAGAAACUCCAUAGAGUUCUUUGAGGAGAUCAGUGAUGAGGCGUCCAAGUUAGUGGAUCGACUGACGCAGUCAGAGAGGGAGCAGGAAGUAGUUUCAGACGAUGAGAGCAGUAGUGCCAUGGAAGUGUCCGUAAUCGAAAACCUGCCUCCGAUAGCGACCGAACACUCAGUCCCCGAGGACAUCUUUGACACAAGGCCCAUUUGGGAUGAGUCCAUAGAGACUCUGAUCGAACGUAUCCCUGAUGACAAUGGCCAUGACCAUGCUGAAGAUCAGCAGGAUGAACAGGAACGGAUCGAGGAAAGAUUGGCUUAUAUUGCGGAUCACCUGGGCUUCAGCUGGACAGAAUUGGCAAGAGAACUGGAUUUCACUGAGGAGCAAAUUCAUCAGAUUCGCAUUGAGAACCCUAACUCUCUGCAAGACCAGAGCCAUGCACUGUUGAAGUACUGGCUAGAAAGGGACGGGAAACAUGCCACAGAUACGAAUCUCAUUGAAUGUCUCACCAAGAUCAACCGGAUGGAUAUUGUCCACCUUAUGGAGACCAACACAGAGCCUCUGGGGGAACGUGUGAGUCAUAGCUAUGCCGAGAUGGAGCAGACCAUCACACUGGAUCACAGUGAAGGGUUCUCAAUUCUUACGGAGGAAGCACAGCACAAGCAGAAGGAGCUGAACACCUCAAAGGAGAGUGAGUUCUCUGAUCGCCCACCUAUAGUCUCCGAGGAGGACAUUUCUGUCAGCUAUUCCACAUUUCAAGACUGCAUCUCCAAGCCUGACGGGGACAGUCCUGCCAAGCCUGAUGGAGACAGUCCUGCCACCGAGCUCUUCCACAGGGAACCAGUGCAACAAGAUUUCUCAGGGAAAACGCCAGAUCCACUAGAGGCAAUGUCCCUUAAACAUCAGCAGGAAUACUUUGUGACCUCCCCAGGGACAGAAGAGUCCGAGACAGUAAAGGCUAAGGUCCUGUCCGACUCCCCCAGCAAGACCCCUGAAGAGAUUAGAAGCCCCUCUGAUGGGGAGAGGCCACAUCUCCAACUCCCAGCUUCUGCAGACCACAAAGACUCCCCUAUUGUCCAAGAACCUGAAGAACCCCGAGAGUCCACGGAGGAAAGUUCUGUGAGAAAAACGAGCCUGGUAAUUGUGGAGGCCACAGAUGAGCAGCCUCAGGCCUGUGAAAGACUUGAUGGUGAUGUGGCCUUCGAAAAGGAGCUCCUCGCAGAGUUAGGUGAGCUGGAGGCAAGCUCGGAUGAGGAGGCGAUGGUAACCACCAGGGUGGUCCGCCGGCGUGUGAUCAUUCAGGGUGAUGACAUGCCUGACAUCCCCCCAGAAUCAGUCACAGAGGAAGAGUAUGUGGAUGAGCAGGGACACAGGGUGGUGAAGAAGGUCACUAGGAAAAUCAUCAGGCGGUUUGUCUCCCCUGACGGUACAGAGAAAGAGGAGGUCAGUAUGCAGGGGACCCCGCAGGACCCGGUGCACAUAGAGGAUGGAGACAGCUACUCCAAGGUCAUUAAGCGCGUGGUAUUGAAGAGUGACACUCAGCAGUCGGAGGUGAGUGCCCCUGGCUGUUCACAAGGGCCCAGCACCUCCCACUUUCAGGCUGAACCCGUGGAAGGCCGAAGAGUAAGCAAAGUGGUGAAAACCACACUGGUCCAUGGAGAGAGGAUGGAGAAACAUCUGGGGGAUUCUAGCUUAGCCAUGGACCUUCCUUCAGCUAAAGAUGACUUUGAAGAGGCUCUGAGUUACACAGGUAGUGGCCUCAAAGUCCACUUCCCCAGCUUAGUAGAGAAGGAAAUUCUGAGAGAGGAUGGAUCAGUCAUUAAAAGGACCACCAUGAGUAAGGCCAGCACCCAGAAGAGGGCUGUGGUGAAGGACUGGCACGGCAAGCGUGUUUACCUGGAGCACCUGGAGGAUGUGCCCCAAGCCCUGGCCCCGGACAACCUUCAGCGCGACCUCCAGCGCCUCCUGCGGCAUUUCAGCCCAGAGGACCUGGAUCCAGAGGCCAAAUGAGAGAAUGGGGGUGUGCGCUGCUCCAUUCUCAUUCCAGACACCACUUUCACUCACUCAGUAUGCAACUGCCCUGGAGGCCAGGCCGGGCCUCCCCCAGCUCAGCGUUUGGUUUCAGUUCUCCUGCCCCCAAAGCCCCUGUCCUUUUUCACUGUAAGCUAAUUUGUGACCAAAGAGAGCAUCCUUGAUGUCGGGUGCCCUACGUCCCCCACAAUUCUGUCCGUCUGUGCUGAGUCGGGACCCGCUGUUCCCCACUUUAAGCUCCGCUUCUGUGCCAGCCUUCACCUCCCCCAGGAAGCACAGACGAGGAGGGCAUCACCCUGAAGGCUGGCUCCAGGGACGGUCCCUGCAAGCAUCCCCCGACAAGGCUCCACACACUGUUGUACAUAAGGAGAAUGCUCAGAGGAACCCCGGUUGGAGUUGGAUCCACGGUUCAUCCCAGGCGUCCUGGCCUAGCGCUGGUCCCAAGAUGCUCCAUGAACGAUAUUGCUGACACAAUCGAAUGGGAAUCCCGGUCCGCUGCAGACCGUCCAAGCCCUGAAAACCUGCAGAGCAGCCGGUGCUCCAGCCCCGCUUGGCUGCUAGUCGCAGGGGCUCCUUCGGUGCUGGCCCGUCUCCACUCGUCCCAUUUCUCGCCCAUCUUUAGCUGUAGGGGCUCAGAGCGAGGGGGAGAGAUGCUGUGGUGUGUGGCAGGUGACUGCAUCCCGGGGCACUUCGGCACCUUCAGGUGGAUUUUUGGACUCGUUGGCAGGGUAUUUUUAAAAAGUUCUAACUACUGUAGUUCCCCACUUUUCAUUGCUGCUUUAGCAAACCACACUGUCUUAUUGGUGGUACUUUCUUCUGGCCACUGCACUGUAGAUAA
This is a messenger RNA of Suncus etruscus (white-toothed pygmy shrew), 13310 nucleotides long. RefSeq names its product ankyrin 2 (gene ANK2). Gene Ontology annotation, biological process: signal transduction; protein localization to T-tubule; regulation of cardiac muscle contraction. The record is from RefSeq and is a predicted model, not a curated record. NCBI's taxonomy places the organism in Eukaryota, Metazoa, Chordata, Mammalia, Eulipotyphla, Soricidae. Gene Ontology annotation, cellular component: T-tubule. Gene Ontology annotation, molecular function: protein binding.